Molecule: messenger RNA, 1426 nt
Organism: Physella acuta
Lineage: Eukaryota; Metazoa; Mollusca; Gastropoda; Physidae
Product: N-acetyl-D-glucosamine kinase
Molecular function (GO): N-acetylglucosamine kinase activity
Source: RefSeq, a predicted model, not a curated record
AUUGAAACGAUUAGUUAACUUCGUGUCACAUGAUCAAUGUUACUAUUUGUAGCAUUUUAUUUGGGAACCGCCCCCUUUUGCUGUUUGUGCAGGACUAGACUACUAGCAGUAUUUCAUCAAAAUGUCACAAGAAUCAUUCCUAUACUAUGGUGGUGUUGAAGGUGGGGCCUCAAACACAAAGUUUGUUUUGGUCAGAUCUGAUGGAAAGCUAAUGGCCACUAGUCAAGGAGAGGGAACAAAUCAAUAUUUAAUUGGUGUUGAUAAUUGCCUAAAGAUAAUUAGUUCCCUUGUGUAUGAAGGCUUGAAGAAGGCAAACUUAGCUGACACAACUACCUUAGAAGGUUUAGGCAUGAGUUUGAGUGGAGGUGAUGAGAAAGGAGUUCAAGUUAUAAUAAAAGAAACACUAAAGAAAGACUACCCAAAUCUUUCUAAACAUUAUUUUGUUGGCAGUGAUACACAAUCUGCCCUUGCUUCGGCCUUACCCAAUGGUGGUGUUGUGUUGAUAGCAGGAACGGGCUCAAAUUGUCAGCUGAUUAAUCCUGAUGGCUCAAUGGCCCGUUGUGGUGGAUGGGGCCAUCUGAUAGGAGAUGAGGCCUCAGCUUGCUGGAUUUCUCUGAAAGCUGUCAAGGUCUUUUUUGAUCAUGAAGAUGGAUUUGUUAUCUCCCCUCAUAGCACCUCAUUAGUGAAAGAAACUAUUUAUAAGUAUUACAAUGUUAAGGAUCGCAGUGGAAUGCUUGAUCACUUAUACACCAACUUUAAUAAAGCUAAGUUUGCUGGUCUAUGCAAAGAUCUAGCCCAAGUUGGUUUAGAAAAAAAUGAUCCAUUAUGUUGUGAAAUUUUUAAAGAGGCUGGAAAGCUGCUAGCUCGACAUUUGUAUGGAAUAUCAAAUAAAAUACAUAAGGAUUUAAAAGCAAGGGCAGGUGGUUUACCUGUGGUGUGUGUUGGUUCUGUCUUUAAAAGCUGGAAACUUCUGGAACCAGGUUUUAUGGAAGAGAUGACUUCUAAUUUAACCAAGACUGACAUUAAGGAAGUCGUCUUGCUCCACUUAAACUCCGAGGCCAGCAUCGGAGCAGCAGCUUUGGGGGCCAAGGCCGCUGGCCAGGAACUCCCAUUAGACUAUGCUAACAAUGCCACAGCCUUCUUCCACACUGUUUUUUCUCUGUAGGCUUGGCCUUGUUGUGGACAUUUCAUUUGUUAUCUUGUUGAUAGAGAUGUCAGGCUUUUUAAGCUGAUCUAUUUUUUAAAAUUUAUUUAUUUGCAGUCACUAUAUGGCUGUCUACAGAUUCUUUUUACAAACAUGACAUAUGUUAAAUGACAUUAAUCUGUUAUUCUUACUAUAAUUACUUAUACGUUCCACCCCAAUUUUUGUUAAAAUACAGACAUAUCUUCCAGUUCGAGACUUAAGAGAUUAAAGUUUGUAUUCAUU